UACACCGGAAGGGUUUAGUCUGUUAAAAACAGUUAAACCCCCCCUAUCAUUGUUAAAGUUGGAACCAACAAUCUAAUACUUCUUUAUUAUUCCAAAUGCUAAUUUCUCAGCCUUGCUUAUCUUUUAUCUACACCCAGCCUAGACCGACCCAUAAAUUUUCCGGCCACCACAGCAGCUACUUCCAUGGCUCUCCAGUAAAAACCGUUUCACUUGUAAACAAGAAUUACUAUACUGAAAUAACCAGCUCGUUAAGCUUCAGUGCUCGUCCCCAGAAAAGAAAUUCUCCAAGUGUGCAGAGUGGGUUUCAAGAAGACCAAGAAUUUGUUGAAGUUGUUGAUUAUGAUGUGAGUAAUGACAAUUAUGAUGAUGAUGGCAGAGAUGGUGAUGGCAGAUUUUCUGCUCGGGGGAGAUUUGGAAGUAGAGAAGAAAAAGAUUUUGAUAAAGACCCUGAAUUUGCUGAAAUUCUUGGAAGUUGUCUUGAAAAUCCACAAAAAGCUCAAGAAAAGAUGGAUGAGAGAUUCAGGAAGAAAAGGAACAAGAUUGUGCAAACAAAGACUGGUUCAGCUGCACCUAUGAAGGUUACAUUGAACAAAUUUGAUUUCUCAAAUGCAUACAUAUGGUUUGAAUUCUAUAAUGCUCCACUCGAGAAAGAUGUCACUUUAAUUUGUGAUACAAUUCGGGCAUGGCACAUCAUUGGACGCCUUGGUGGAUGCAAUUCUAUGAAUAUGCAAUUGUCACAAUCAACGUUCGAUAAAAGACCAACUUAUGAUGCUAUUCAAGGAGCAAAUGUGACACCAGCUACAUUUUACAACAUUGGAGAUUUUGAGGUUCAAGACAAUUUGGCGCGUAUAUGGAUAGAUAUCGGGACCUCCGAGCCAUUGCUUCUCGACAUUUUGAUCAAUGCAUUGACACAAAUAAGCUCCGACUACGUAGGGAUUAAGCAGUUGAUAUUUGGUGGAUCUGAAUUUGAGAAUUGGAAGGAGAAUUUUACUUCUGAAGAUGCUGGCUGCAGUGUGCACAAGAUUUAACAGUGCACUCAGCUCCCAAGGAAAAACCUCCCAGAGCACUUUCUUUUUUUAAUCCUUUUCAGAUUCUGUGUAAAUAUAGGGUAGAAGAGAUAAAGGAUAACAAUUAGAACUCUAAAAAUUGGAACAGCAUAAACUUUGGUGUGUUUUUGCUAGUUGUUGAAUGUUGGUAGGCACCAGAAAAGGGCUUUUUUUUAAAAAAAUUGUACUCUUUAAGGAAGAGGUGAAAUGUUCUCUAUUGUGAAACACUGGUCUAUUACUACUUGCAAAUUUGCAAUAUUAUGGGUAAUGGAUAUAA
Molecule: messenger RNA, 1323 nt
Organism: Mercurialis annua (annual mercury)
Lineage: Eukaryota; Viridiplantae; Streptophyta; Magnoliopsida; Malpighiales; Euphorbiaceae
Exons: 7
Coding region: 96-1028 (310 amino acids)
Source: RefSeq, a predicted model, not a curated record